Molecule: messenger RNA, 503 nt
Organism: Rhagoletis pomonella (apple maggot)
Lineage: Eukaryota; Metazoa; Arthropoda; Insecta; Diptera; Tephritidae
Exons: 3
Coding region: 1-414 (137 amino acids)
Source: RefSeq, a predicted model, not a curated record
AUGCAUUUAUAUAGAAAAUAUUUGUAUGUCGAUAAAUGUAAGAAGCACACCUGUAAUCAGCUGUCCCCGUUCUACCAUCAUCACCGUCCUGCUGUUGUGUUUUUCCAAAGCUUGCUUCGCAACCCUUUAUUGCGCUGUGCUUCAUAUGAGCCGCGGCCACAACUUCGAAAGACGCUGUCACCUGAUGCCAAGCUUUUGAAGCACUUGUCGUUGCCCUUACCGCCAAAAAUUAAAAUUACAACAGCGGCACAUAAUAAGAAACCAGCAGCUAUGCCACCAUCGGCGCCAACAUCACCAGUGAGCAAUCGAAGCUCCGGUUUCUCUUCCAUUGGCUCAGCUGAUGAGCGUUGGCAACGCUAUGUGGCACUGUUCGAUGAUGUGGAUGGUAUAAAUAAAGCACCUAAAGUAAAAUAAGGAAACCUAGCUUUUUUAGUUUAUAUAAAUAAAAUUGUAAUACACAUAUGUAUAUUUAUUUUAGGUACAUUUUGUUCAUACAUACACUU